CUGAUUGUGAGUGAAGAAAAAAUCACUGAAAAUUCUAUAAACUCUGAGAGAAAAUCUCUCCUCUUCGAUCUGUGUCUCUUAAUUAAUUUAUUAGAGACAAGAGAAUUAAGCCGAGGAAAUAUAUUAAACAUGGGUAGGCCGAUGGAUACACACUACUGGAAUCAAGUUACUAGAGAAAGAAAUGGUAUGUGGAAGUGCAAUCGAUGUGGGCGUAAGUAUACAGGGGGUGCUUCAAGAAUUAAAGCGCAUGUGGAUCGGAAAUCAAAUCAAGGCAUUGCUGUUUGCCACAUUGAUCGUGAUAAUGAAGGAGUUCACAACAAUAUUGCUUCCAGUUCAGCUAAUCCACAAGACGUUGUUGUAAAUGCAUCCAAUCCAUUACAAGGUUUGCCAACGGCUGUGGACGGAAGCAGCAAUAUUACUAACCUCCCUUUGGAAAGUGAGAUUAUUCACUUCGAUAAAUUGGUGUCUGAUCUAACCCGUGAGGAAGAAGACAUUAAAAGUCAAUUACAAUGGCUUGAGUCACGGGGCAAAAAGCGCAAGAGACAAGUUGAUGAUUGGUUGAAUGAAUUACAAGACUUGAAAAGAAGAGCCUACGGAUUGGAGAUAGAGCAAUUGACUGAAGAAGUGCGGAAGCAUAAGGAACAGAAGCCUCUUGUGUUGUCAAAUGAAUUGGUUGGUAGAGGUUUUGAGAGAAAUAUUAAGGAGAUGUGGAAACUUCUUGAGGAUGACCAAGUCUUCAUCAUUGGCAUACAUGGAAUGGGAGGAGUUGGAAAAACUUUCCUAGUAACUCAUAUGGAGAAGGAAAUAAAAAGGAAGGGAACUUUCAAUGAUGUCUUUUGGGUCACUGUUUCCCAUGAUUUUAGCAUUUUAAAAUUGCAACAUGACAUCGCAGAAAAAACAGGUGUAAAGCUCAGUGGAGAUGAUGAAAGAACCAGAGCAGCAAAUCUUUCAUUAGUGUUGGAGACAAAAGAAAAAUCAGUACUUAUUUUGGAUGAUGUUUGGAAAUAUAUUGAUCUACAGAAGGUGGGAAUUCCUCUUAGAAUGAAUGGCAUCAAAUUAAUUCUGACAAGUCGUUUGGAACAUGUGUGUCAACAGAUGGAUUGCCCGUCAAAUAAUAUAGUAAGUGUGUACCCUCUCUCUGAUGAAGAUGAAGCUUGGGAGUUAUUUUUGUUAAAACUUGGACACCAUGGAACCCCCGCAACACUUCCCCCUGAAGUAGAAAAGAUUGCAAGAUCUGUUGCAUGGGAAUUGGAUGGUUUACCACUUGGAAUCAGUGUGAUGGCUAGAAUCAUGAAAGGGGAAAAUAAAAUUCAUCGAUGGAGAGAUGCAUUAAAUAAACUUCAAAACGUGGCAAUGGGAGAAGAAAUGGAAGAAGAGGUCUUCAAGGUAUUAAAACUCAGCUAUGAUAAUUUAACAGGUAAGAACCUGCAAGACUGUUUCUUAUAUCUUGCGUUACACACCAAAACUGUAAGUUCUUCUGACUUAAUUAUGAAGCUUGUUGAUGGUAGACUGAUAAAUGGAAUGAGUAGAUUGGAGGAAAUAUUUGAUAAGGGUCAUACCAUAUUGGAUAAACUAAAAGGUCAUUCUUUGUUGACGAAGGAUGAUGAUGUUGUUGAUGUUGAUGAGGGUGGUAUGUUCCAGAUGCAUAGGCUGGUGAGGGACAUGGCCUUUCAUAUCCUUAAAGAGGAUCACAAGUACUUGGUAAAAUAUGGUGAAGGAUUCAGUAAGAUACCUCACAUGCAGGAAUGGACGACUGAGUUGGAGGUGAUUUCUUUGAUUGAUAACAUGGAAGAAAUCCCAGAGGGCACAUCACCUUGUUGUCCACGUUUGUCCACCUUGAUUUUAAAUGAUGGUCGGAUCAAUCGUAUUCCAGAGUGUUUUUUCAUGAACAUGAAUGCUCUAACCGUGCUCGAUCUAUCCUAUAAUUAUAGAUUAAGAUAUUUGCCGAAUUCGCUGUCUAACUUGAGGUCCCUUAUUUCUUUAGUGCUCCGUGGGUGUUCAGAGUUGGAAAAUGUGCCUCCAUUGGGAGAGCUAAAAGCAUUGUCGAGAUUGGACAUUUCAUGUUGUUCAAUUGUCCAAGUUCCACAAGGCUUGGAAAUGCUAAUCAACUUGAAAUGGCUUGAUCUAUCCGGGAACGGCGAUUUGAAGUUGGUACCAGGGUCUGUGCUACCCGGUUUGACAAAUAUUCAAUACCUCAAUCUCCGCCGUUGUCCUUUGGCGACAAUAACAGCGGAAGAUGUACAAGGGAUGAGUAAGCUAGAAUGUUUUGGAGGCUGGUUUCAGGAAUUCAAGGAAUACAACACUUAUGUGCAAAAAAUCCAAGACAGAGAUUUUCCGCCCAAAACUUAUUGUCUCCAUUUGGGAGGAAAUAGUCGGUGGCAUCGUAAUUAUUAUAGAAGAGUUCCAGAUAAUAGAAUAGUUCGAUGUCUUGGAGAUUGCUAUGUGUGCCCCCUUUUGCUGUCAAUAGACCUUCUGGAACUGUCUAUAUCUGAGAAUAAUCAAUGGACAUGCUUAUGUAAUUCCUUGUCACUCAUCGGUUCUUCUUCUUUGAGGAAAAUUGAAAUUAGUAGUUGCGCAGAACUGAAGAGCUUGUUUUGCUUGUCUGGUUCUUGUUCCGCAUGCGCUAAAAUCCAAAACCUCAAAUCUUUGGAUCUUUAUAAUUUGAAAAGUUUAAUUGCCAUCUGUGAGGAAGAUGUUGCUCCUAAUGUAACACAAUCAUUGUGUCCCAGUGGCGUUUUCUCUCAUCUCAAGCAUUUUAUCAUCUGGGGAUGCGAUGGGAUAGAGAAGUUGCUGACACCAGGGUUAGUGGAACAACUUCAUAACCUGGUGACCUUAGAAGUAAUUGAAUGUGCUUCAAUGAAGGAGAUAUUUGCUGUGAGUAACUCUGGAGAUGAUGAUGGUUCCAGCAUUACACUCCCCAGGUUAACCAGAUUGGAGUUGAAAUAUUUACCACAAUUGGAGAGCGUGUGCAGAGGAAUUUUAGUUUGCGGAUCCACGCAGCUAUUGGACAUUGAUGCCUGCCCCAAUUUAAGAAGUGUGUCUGAGAAUCGCAAAUGUGCGGAUUUUAUCAGAUUCCUUGAACGGUCUGGUUCGUCUAGUCCGCCGUCGGAAUUGUUACCCAGAUCAAGGUCCUUGGGAACCAGAGACAAAAGGCCUACUGUAGGAAUUCUAGCCCCCUAUUCCAAAGCUUGUGCUAAGCGUGUUCCCUCUAGUCGUACCUUUGAGUUAGGGUCAACUUCGCGACAACCUUAUCGCAGAAAGGCAUUGUCAGCCCAUAGCUCGUCUGUGUUUCCCCAGUUUGCUGUGAGUAUGUCUAAACCCAUUGUGAUAUCGAGUGACUCCUCUGCCAGUUCUGAUAGUAGUUAUAAAUCGGCUGAGUCGAAAAGCCCUAAAUCGCCUUUCUCGAGUUCAUCGCGCGAUUCUUCGUGUUCCAUCGCGCGUGAGUCUUCAGUAUCGAAAAGUCCUACUCCAUUGCCCUUGAGUGUGAUUUAUCCAGCCGGAUAUCCUUUUAAGAAAAGGAAUUUUGAUAAUUAUAAACCUGUGUCCACUGACUUGUCUUCUUCCACUGAUUCCUCUUCUUCUGAAUCAGAUUUCGUGUCUCCUCGUAUCAAGGAAAUUAUGGUGAAACGUGGUGCUCACGAUAAGAAGAUCGUGAAGACGCAGCUGAGGCCAAGAAGAAAGCUGUGCGCCUUAGUCCGGAAGAAGAACCUUCGGAGAUGCGGUGUUCGUCUUCUCUUUUCUUCUUUUGUUUGUAAACUGUUGGCGUACUUCAAUGUGGCGCCCUCACAGCUGACCCCCAAUGCCUGGGGUUUUAUUAGAGUGUAUGAGAUGGUAUGCAAGGCCUAUGGUCUUUUCCAAUCUGUACCGUCGUUUUUAUAUAUGUUCAGUGCGAUGCCCCCUCGCAACAGCUGGAUAUCUUUUAGGGGAAAAGUAAAAUUAUGUGGGUCGUACUGCAGAAAGAUUAACAAGUGGAGCGCGGAGUAUUUCAAAAUCUAUCCCGCCGAAGGUACCACGCCAUUUUUUCUAGGCGAGGACGAGGCUCCUAUCUUCCCCUUGUAUUGGUCGGAAUAUCCGUCAAGUAGUUCCGUGUUAAACUAUACCUUUACUGAUUUGAGCGAUCUAGAACAGCAGACGGUGACUGCUUUGGGUAACAUCGCUCGUGAGGCCUCUGCUACAGGCUCACUGGAUACAUAUACCAUUUUAAACGAAUAUUCUGAGGAUGAUAUUCGAGCUUAA
Gastrolobium bilobum is the source of this 4236-nucleotide messenger RNA. RefSeq names its product probable disease resistance protein At4g27220. The transcript has 5 exons. NCBI's taxonomy places the organism in Eukaryota, Viridiplantae, Streptophyta, Magnoliopsida, Fabales, Fabaceae. Bases 130 to 4236 code for a protein of 1368 amino acids. Gene Ontology annotation, molecular function: ADP binding; protein binding. The record is from RefSeq and is a predicted model, not a curated record.